AUUAACAUAAAACCCAUAAAACGUCUUAAAACAAAACAAACAAGAUUGAAAUAUCGACAAUUCAUUGCUUUUUAGUUGCUAUUUUUGUAAAAUAACGCUUAAAUAUUUGUUAUAUUCGUGUUAAUUUUUUUUCUUAAUUUUCUUUAGUGAUCCCUCCAACGAUCCUUACAUUGCAUUUGAAGUAGGUUACAACACACGAGACUACGAUGGACGAUCAAGGAUGCCCACGUUGUAAGACAACCAAAUAUCGGAAUCCAUCCUUAAAACUCAUGGUCAAUGUUUGCGGGCACACGCUUUGCGAAAGUUGUGUAGAGUUGCUUUUUCUGAAAGGAUCUGGCUCUUGCCCUGAGUGUAACGUAGCAUUACGCCGUAGUAAUUUUCGGGUGCAAUUGUUCGAGGAUUCCAAUGUGGAUAAGGAAGUCCAGAUCCGGAAACGAAUCUUGAAGGACUUCAAUAAGAAAGAGGAUGACUUCAACACUUUGGAUGAGUAUAAUGAUUACCUUGAAAUGAUCGAAGAGAUAGUUUUUAAUCUAUGCAACAAUAUUGAUAUUAUCAACACCAACAAACGAAUUGAACAAUUCAAAAAAGACAAUAGAGAUUUGAUACUGAAAAAUAAAACGAAGCUCAGCAAGGAUGAGCUCGAGUUGGAGGAGCUUAUAGAGAUUGAAAAGGAACAGAGUGAACAACGUAAAAAAGAACUUGCGAUGAUCGAGGCAGAAAAUCGGAAACAGAAAGCCAAGAACAAAGAAGAUUUGAUAGAUUCUCUAAUGGCAAGUUAUGAGGACGCCAGUGCAAUUGUCGAUAAGUUUGCUCAACGAGCAGAGCAGCAACAGCUACCACUGCCUAAGCCUUUAGCGCCGCCGGCGCCAAAACAAACACAUUUCUCCACCGGCAUCAAGUUUCAGUAUCAACAACACGGAUUUCUUCCUCUACCUAAGAUAGAAGAGGGACCCACUUAUGUCUACGAGCCUCAAAUAUUCCCAAAAGAAGGACCGGCGACACCUACAUUGUCUGAUAUUGAUAGCAAAGGAUACAUAAGACAUAUUAGGGUGGAAACACUUUCUGAGCGUGCAGGGGGUUUCAGGACCAAUAUUUCAUGCUUACGAGCGAUACAGGACGCUCUUGUUGGACUUUACCAUGGCUGUUAAAAUACAAUAAAUGAGUAGUUAUAAACA
Toxorhynchites rutilus septentrionalis is the source of this 1175-nucleotide messenger RNA. RefSeq names its product CDK-activating kinase assembly factor MAT1 (gene Mat1). NCBI's taxonomy places the organism in Eukaryota, Metazoa, Arthropoda, Insecta, Diptera, Culicidae. Gene Ontology annotation, molecular function: cyclin-dependent protein serine/threonine kinase activator activity. Gene Ontology annotation, biological process: regulation of transcription by RNA polymerase II; nucleotide-excision repair; positive regulation of cyclin-dependent protein serine/threonine kinase activity. Gene Ontology annotation, cellular component: transcription factor TFIIH holo complex. The transcript has 2 exons. The coding region runs from base 207 to 1148 and encodes 313 amino acids. The record is from RefSeq and is a predicted model, not a curated record.